AUGACGAGGGACACACGAAACCACCUGCUGUUCGAGGUCGCCACCGAGGUCGCCAACCGGGUCGGCGGAAUCUACUCGGUCAUCAAGUCCAAGGCCCCCGUCACCGUCUACGAGUACGGGGACCGGUACCACCUGAUUGGACCCCUCAACCGCAAGUCGGCCGACAUUGAGGUGGAGGAGAUCACCGACGAGUCCCAGAUUCCCGAAGCCAUCAACAAAACACUAAAGUCCAUGGCGGAACGAGGCAUCCAGUACGUCUACGGCCGAUGGCUCAUUGAGGGCGCUCCCCGAGUCAUUCUCUUCGACCUGGGCUCCGCCUGGGGCUACCUUCCCGAGUGGAAGAGUGAUCUGUGGACUGUGGCCGGUAUCCCCGCCCCCGAGGGCGACAAGGAGUCCAACGACGCCGUUGUGUUGGGCUACUUGGUGGCCUGGUUCCUGGGAGAGCUGACCACCCACGAAACCGAGCGGGCCGUCAUUGCCCACUUCCACGAGUGGCUGUCCGGUAUUGCUCUGCCUCUGUGCAAAAAGCGACGAAUCGACUGCACCACCAUCUUCACCACACACGCUACUCUGCUGGGCCGAUACCUGUGCGCCGGCUCGGUCGACUUCUACAACAACCUGCAGGGCUUCGACGUGGACGCCGAGGCCGGAAAGCGAGGCAUCUACCACCGAUAUUGCAUUGAGCGGGCGGCUUCCCACUCGGCCGACGUUUUCACCACCGUGUCGCACAUCACCGCCUACGAGUCCGAGCACCUGCUCAAGCGAAAGCCCGACGGUGUGGUGCCCAACGGUCUCAACGUGGUCAAGUUUUCGGCCAUGCACGAGUUCCAGAACCUGCAUGCCCUGAUGAAGGACAAGAUCAACCAGUUUGUCAAGGGCCACUUUUACGGUCACCUGGACUUUGAUCUCGACGACACUCUGUAUACCUUUACUGCCGGCCGAUACGAGUACCGAAACAAGGGUGUAGACAUGUUCAUCGAGUCUCUCGCCCGUCUCAACCACAGAUUGAAGAGUGAGAAGUCCACCAAGACCAUUGUGGCCUUUAUCAUCAUGCCCGCCCAGACCUCAUCAUACACAGUGGAGACCCUCAAGGGCCAGGCCGUUAUGAAGGCUCUGGAGGACACCGUCAACGAAAUCCAGCAGCAGAUUGGCCGACGAAUGCUCGACCAUUGUGCCCGCCACAACAGCCACGACGGAAAGGAGAUCCCCGGCCUCGACCAGCUGCUUUCCCCCUCCGACAGAGUGCUGCUCAAGCGACGAGUGUUUGCCCUCAAGCGAGAAACCUUCCCUCCCAUUGUCACCCACAACAUGGUGGACGACUCCACAGACCCCAUUCUCAACCAGAUCCGACGGGUACAGCUGUUCAACCGGCCCGAGGACCGGGUCAAGAUUAUCUUCCACCCCGAGUUCCUCAACUCCAACAACCCUAUCCUGCCUCUCGACUACGACGACUUUGUGCGAGGCUGUCAUCUCGGAGUCUUCCCCUCCUACUACGAGCCUUGGGGAUACACCCCCGCCGAGUGCACCGUCAUGGGCGUUCCUUCCAUCACCACCAACCUCUCUGGUUUCGGCUGCUACAUGGAGGAUCUCAUUGAGAACGCCUCCGACUACGGCAUCUACAUUGUGGACCGUCGUCUCAAGUCUAUUGACGAGAGUGUUGACCAGCUAACCGACUACAUGUUUGAGUUCUCCAAGAAGUCGCGACGUCAGCGAAUUAACCAGCGAAACCGAACCGAGCGACUGUCCGAUCUGCUGGACUGGAAGCGAAUGGGCCGAGAGUACAUCAAGGCUCGACAGCUGGCUCUUCGACGAGCCUACCCCGACCAGUUUGACCACGAGGAGAACCCCUUCGAAGACGAGGAGCCUCUCAAGCUGACUCGACCUCUAUCUGUGCCUGGAUCCCCCCGUGACCGAGCCGGUCUCAUGACUCCCGGUGAUCUUGGAUCUCUGGGUGAGAUUGGCGAGGGUCUUGACACUGACGAUUAUGUGGGCUUCCGACUUCCCCAGGAUGAUGAUGACGAGGAGGAGACUAGCUACCCUGCCACUCUCACUCUAGCCGGUAGCAGAAAGUAG
This is a messenger RNA of Yarrowia lipolytica CLIB122, 2073 nucleotides long. RefSeq lists its product as uncharacterized. Gene Ontology annotation, molecular function: alpha-1,4-glucan glucosyltransferase (UDP-glucose donor) activity. Gene Ontology annotation, biological process: glycogen biosynthetic process. Gene Ontology annotation, cellular component: cytoplasm. Lineage: Eukaryota; Fungi; Ascomycota; Dipodascomycetes; Dipodascales. The record is from RefSeq and is a predicted model, not a curated record.